AUGGCCGACGACGAAGUUUUUGUUUUCAAGUUCUACCAGUACAACCCGUCCCUCUGGGCAGCCGCCAUCAUCCAGUCGGCCGGCUACGGCGGGAGAAUAUGGUCGCACUUUGACCAGGAGGCCAUUGGUGGCUUCGUUAUUCAGGAAAUUCUGAUCCUCGUGGCGCCCGCCCUCUACGCUGCGUCCAUCUACAUGAUCCUCGGCCGACUGAUCCGCGCUCUGCGCGCCGAGCACCUCUCCUUCAUACCCGUCCGGUGGUUGACCAAGAUCUUCGUCAUCGGCGACAUCGUUUCCUUCACCAUGCAGGCAGGCGGAGGCGGGCUACAGUCUGUAGGAACUCUGCAGAUGUACGAGCUUGGCGAGAAGAUCAUCAUCGUCGGUCUGUUUGUGCAGAUCGUCAUCUUCACCAUCUUCAUGGGCACGUCCGUGACGGUCCACCGACGCAUCUCGGCCGCCCCGACUCCUGCUGCCCUUCGAGGAAACGUUCCGUGGAAGAAGCACCUCUGGGUGCUGUACAUAACGAGCCUGCUCGUCCUCGUGCGGAGCGCCUUCCGCGUCGUCGAGUACCUGCAGGGCAAGGGCGGCUAUCUCAUCUCCAACGAGAUAUUCCUCUACAUAUUCGACGCGGCGCUGAUGGCAGCUGUCAUGGGCAUCUUUGCCGUUUGGUACAUUGGGGAUUUGGAGCAGGACAAGUCGGACGUCGACAUGGAGAUGCAGCCCAGGUGA
Messenger RNA from Verticillium nonalfalfae, 726 nucleotides. RefSeq lists its product as uncharacterized. Gene Ontology annotation, cellular component: membrane. The transcript is spliced from 3 exons. NCBI's taxonomy places the organism in Eukaryota, Fungi, Ascomycota, Sordariomycetes, Glomerellales, Plectosphaerellaceae. The record is from RefSeq and is a predicted model, not a curated record. Bases 1 to 726 code for a protein of 241 amino acids.